Molecule: messenger RNA, 717 nt
Organism: Cucurbita pepo subsp. pepo (vegetable marrow)
Lineage: Eukaryota; Viridiplantae; Streptophyta; Magnoliopsida; Cucurbitales; Cucurbitaceae
Source: RefSeq, a predicted model, not a curated record
AGACGGAACCCUUCAUCUUUUAGUCUCGUCCUGCGAUUCGAGUUCUCAAAUUUCCUCAGAUCCACUCGUUUUUCUCUUUGUCAAUUUGAUCACUCGAUCGAUUUCACUUUCCAAUUUGGUUACCCCUGUAUCGAUUAGAAGCCCUAAAUCCGAUCCUCGUCUUAGAAUCGAAGAAAUACAGGAACAAUUCUUAUUGUUUCAGAAGAGAUUUGAAGAAGAUUUGUUGGAAUGGCUUCGAAAACAGCGUCCAAAGACAUCAUCACUCUUCGCGGUUCUGCGGCGAUUGUCAGCGAGUUCUUCGGGUAUGCUGCUAAUAGCAUCUUGUACAAUCGUGGACUUUAUCCUGAAGAAAGUUUUGCAAGGGUGAAGAAAUAUGGACUUCCAAUGUUGCUUACUCAAGAUGAAGGUGUUAAGACCUUCAUUUCUAAUCUUACUGCUCAGCUUUCUGAAUGGCUGGAAGCUGGGAAGCUGCAAAGGGUUGUGCUGGUUAUAAUGAGCAAAGCCAACAAUGAGGUGCUUGAGAGGUGGAAUUUCAGAAUUGAAACUGAUGGAGAGGUGGUCGAGCAAGGUGUGUCGAGGGAAAAGAGUGAUAAAGAAAUAAUGAGGGAGAUCCAAGCAAUUAUGAGACAGAUUGCUUCGAGCAUCACUUACUUGCCCUGCCUAGAUGAACCCUGUGUAUUUGAUAGAUUUCAGGAGGAGGGCAAUUUGGGAAUAUAG